This is a messenger RNA of Diorhabda sublineata, 1360 nucleotides long. Its product is annotated as RCC1 domain-containing protein 1. NCBI's taxonomy places the organism in Eukaryota, Metazoa, Arthropoda, Insecta, Coleoptera, Chrysomelidae. The transcript is spliced from 4 exons. The record is from RefSeq and is a predicted model, not a curated record. The coding region runs from base 298 to 1260 and encodes 320 amino acids.
AUCUGUGUUUGAGGUUAUACGUCAAAUUAUUCGAUGUCGUGGUUACUAUAGUUACUCAAAUAAUUGACAAUAAUAACAAAAAUGAAUAUAUAUUCGAUAUAUUCAUUUAAAUAACCGAAUUUCUAAUUAAAUAUCUAAGAGAGAUACUUACCAUUAUUUGAUGAGCAAAAAUUACGACUAAAGAAGUAUUUAUAUACGUACUAAGAAGAUAAAAGUUUUAAAAUUUCUUGACGAAUUUUAAGCAUAUAAGGUCUAGAAGAGAAUGACAACGUAUAUGAAAUAAGGGAAUAAUCGAUAAUGAAGUUAUGUUGUAACGGUUUUAAUUUAUUUGGACAACUACAGGUUCAAGCACCAAUUAUUUAUGAACUCACCCCAGUAUUUCAAUUUGAGGUUAUAAACAAGAUAUUCAUAAAUCAGACUUACUCCCUUUUGGUUACCAACGAUAAAAGUUUAAUUUACUACAAAAAGGGGGUAGUAGACAUAACAUCAGUAAUUGGAAAAGAUUUUUUAAAGAUAACUUGUAGUGAUGAUAGAAUUUUAUUUAUAGAUGAAACGAAGCAAGUGAACAUUAUAGAACUAGGAAAUUUCAUGAACAAAAAAAUAAUUUACGAAAAAUGCGUCAAGGAUAUUAGUAUCGGUUCUAAAAUAACUAUUUUGUAUAUGUUAGAUGGUGGAUUAAUUAAUGUACCACAACCCCUUAAUUUUCAUUGUAAUAGAAUAUGCGAUAUAAAAAGUGGCAAAGAACAUUGUUUAUUGUUAGACGAAGAAGGCAAUGUAUACUCCAUGGGGGCAGGAAGUCGGGGACAAUUAGGUCAUGGAAAAUUAGACUAUGAAUCAAAUCCGUUAUUGAUAGAAGCACUAGCCGGGAUUAAAAUAAAGAAAAUUGCAACUGGUGGCUGGCAUUCUUGUGCCGUUAGUCAAGAUGGUGACCUGUAUGUUUGGGGUUGGAAUAGCAAUGGCCAGUUGGGCUUAGGAAAAAAGAAUGAUGAGGCUGGUUAUGUAUCUGCCAUGGCAACACCACAUGUAGUCGAUUUUUUUGAUGAUACAUUAAAUUGUUUACUAGUCUCUUGCGGCAGUAGGCACACUAUUAUAUUUUUAGAUAAUCGACAAUUGUAUGGUUGCGGAUGGAACAAAUACCAUCAACUUAGUAAAGAAGACAAUGAAAAUUAUUACGAAUUAACUCACCUACAUAAUUUCGAAAAUGAUAAUGUUCUCGAUCUACAGUGUGGACCGUGGAAUUCUGCAGUACUAUGCAAAUAAUAUUUAAGUGAAAUUUUGUAAUGAUUUGUUUUAUUUUGAAUAAAUUCUUCACAAUAUUUCAAAUUGACAACGUAAUUUUAAAAUAAAACAUUUUGCAAAU